UCAUUGUUCAAUAUUGGGUUGCUUUUCCUCAGUCGCUUUCUGAAUCUGGAUGCCAUGAGACCAUCGGUUAUCCGAAAACAGCUUACAUUAGCGUUACUGAAACCGGACAUUUGUGCCAAUGCCUCUUUACCACCUAAAGUGUACGAGGCCAUUGCUAAUCGCUCUUUGACCAUUGUCAAACAACGUGAUGUGUUGUGGACGGAAGCUCAGGCAGGGGCUUUUUAUGCGGAGCAUCAAGGAAAAUUCUUUUAUCAACGACUGUGCGGCUAUAUGACGAGUGGUCCCUUUCAAGCCUUGAUUCUCUCUGGGCCUGAUGCCAUUAAAGAAUGGCGCUCGCUUAUUGGCCCUACACAUCCAGUGCGAGCAAGAAUCCAUCAACCCACUACGCUACGUUCAUUGUAUGGUCUUACGGAUACGAGAAACUCUUUUCAUGGCUCUGAUUCCGUGGAAACGGCUCGUCGAGAAAUCGAAUUUUUCUUCCCGACAUUUGAUCCAGAAGCCUAUCCUACCUCCUCAUGAUUUCAUCAUAGUGGCAAACAAUCAUAAAUAACAUUGUAUAUCAUCCAAAUAGAAUUUAACUAGUAUUAUUGCUACAUCCUGUAUCCCCAUGCUUUAAACACCCCCCCCCCAAAAAAAAAAAAUCGCCUGGCAUUUGUUUAGUUG
Messenger RNA from Radiomyces spectabilis, 663 nucleotides. Its product is annotated as nucleoside diphosphate kinase. Gene Ontology annotation, molecular function: nucleoside diphosphate kinase activity. Gene Ontology annotation, biological process: UTP biosynthetic process; CTP biosynthetic process; GTP biosynthetic process. The record is from RefSeq and is a predicted model, not a curated record. NCBI's taxonomy places the organism in Eukaryota, Fungi, Mucoromycota, Mucoromycetes, Mucorales, Radiomycetaceae. The transcript has 4 exons. The coding region runs from base 55 to 519 and encodes 154 amino acids.